UUGUCAAUUGUCAGGUUGUCGAAAUGAAAAUCAUAACCUAUAAUUUUCUCUCUAUUUGAAUUGCCGUAAAGUGUAUGAUGAAAUUUACAGAAAUGAAAUCAAUAAUAAGAUAAAGGACCUCGACUUAGUUUGAUAAUUAAAAGUUGUGGUUUUUUUAAAGGCAUUUACCAUGCUCAGAGCCUUAGCAAGCAUUUAUAUCGAGAGCCACGGAAUCUCUCGGAGGGAUGUUUUUAAAGUUUUCCGUGUUUGUGCACAUUCAAGUUCGGCAGGGGAACAGACAGUGUUAAGUAGCACCGGUGUUCAGAAGUCAAACACACGAGACCCGAGCCAUGUUACGGUUUCCACCGACACGGGGGGAGGUGGGCCGAGAGACCGUCCGAAGCGCCCCUGGUCCGCUCUCGCGGCACUCGCGGCCAUCACAGCAUCACUGGGUGGAGUAUACUUCUAUCGCAAGACGAAUGGAGAAGUAGAUGACAAAAAAGACUCAAAACUAUCCAGUGACCAAAAAGAAGCAGACGCAGUCGAACCCGCCAUCCCGGCCAGCGGCGACUCGCUGCCGGCGCACGUGCAGUACCUGCUCGUGGGCGGCGGCACGGCGUCGUUCGCGGCCAUGCGCGCCAUCCGCAGCGCGCGGCCCGACGCGCAGGUGCUCAUCGUGGGCGCCGAGAGCGCGCUGCCCUACAUGCGGCCGCCGCUCAGCAAGGAGCUGUGGCGCGAGCCCGACCUGGCCGCGCGCGCCGCCCGCCCCGACGCGCUCACCUUCCGCCAGUGGAACGGGCGCCGCCGCAGCGUCACGUACGAGCCGAGCGCCUUCUACGCGCCGCCCGAGCGCCUGCGGGACGGCGGCGCCGGCGCGGCGCUGGCGCGCGGCUGGCGCGCCACGCGCCUCGACCCCGCGCGCCACGCGGCCGAGCUGGUGGCGCCCGGCGGCGCCUCGCACUCGCUCACCUACGACAAGUGCCUCGUGGCCACGGGCGCGCGGCCGCGGCGCGUGGUGGCGCUGCGCGCGGCGGCGGCGGCGGGGCGCUCGCUGGCGCUGCGCGGCGUGCGCGACGCGGCGCGCCUGGCCGCCGCGCUGGAGCAGCCCGGCCUGCGCACCGUGGCCGUGGUCGGCGGCGGCUUCCUGGCCUGCGAGCUGGCCGUGGCGCUGGCCGACCGCCUGCGCGGGGACGGCCGCACGGUGGUCCAGGUGUUCCGCGAGGGCGCCCCGCUGGCGGCCGUGCUGCCGCGCUACCUGGCCGACGACGUCGCGGUUCGCCUGGCGGAGGCCGGCGUCGCGCUGGUGCCCGACGCGGAGGUGGCGGACGCGGAGCUGGCGGAGGGCGGCGUGCGGCUGGAGCUGUCGACGGGCGCGCGGCUGGACGCGCAGCUGGUGGUGGAGUGCGUGGGCAGCGAGCCCGAGGUGGAGCUGGCGCGCGCGUCGGGCCUGGAGCUGCACCCGGAGCUGGGCGGCGUGCUGGUGAACGCCGAGCUGCAGGCGCGCUCGGACCUGUUCGCGGCCGGCGACGUGGCGUGCUUCUACGACGAGGCGCUGGGCCGGCGCCGCGUGGAGCACCACGACCACGCAGUGGUGUCGGGCCGUCUCGCCGGCGAGAACAUGGCCGCGCUCGCGCCGCCCAAGCACUACCAGCACCAAAGCAUGUUCUGGAGCGACCUGGGGCCGCGGCUCGGUUACGAGGCGAUCGGCAUCAUAGAUUCCAGAUUACCGACUUUCGGUGUCUUCUCUGCGGACGCCGUCAGCGACGGGGUGACGGAGGCGAGGGCGCUGAGCGCCAGCGGAGCCGGAGACGAGGCGGGGGCCGGCGGUGAGGCGGGCGCCGCGGGGGCCGGGGGCGAGGCGGGGGCCGGGGGCGCGGCGCGGCGCUACGAGCGCGGCGUGGUGUUCUACGUGCGCGAGCGGCGCGUGGUGGGCGUGCUGCUGUGGAACCUGUUCAACCGCAUGCACGUCGCCAGGCAGGUCCUGUCGAAGGGACAGUUCGAAGAUCUUUUCGAAGUAGCGAAAUUGUUUUCACCACAGGAGGAGGAUUAACUUAUAUAUAUUAAGCAUUUAUUGACUUAUUGUACAAAUUAUUUAGAAAUAAAGUGUUAUAAGCGUA
This is a messenger RNA of Melitaea cinxia (Glanville fritillary), 2096 nucleotides long. Its product is annotated as apoptosis-inducing factor 1, mitochondrial-like. Gene Ontology annotation, cellular component: mitochondrion; cytoplasm. The transcript is spliced from 8 exons. The coding region runs from base 170 to 2029 and encodes 619 amino acids. Gene Ontology annotation, molecular function: FAD binding; protein dimerization activity; NAD(P)H oxidase H2O2-forming activity. Gene Ontology annotation, biological process: apoptotic process; mitochondrial respiratory chain complex assembly. NCBI's taxonomy places the organism in Eukaryota, Metazoa, Arthropoda, Insecta, Lepidoptera, Nymphalidae. The record is from RefSeq and is a predicted model, not a curated record.